Eremomyces bilateralis CBS 781.70 is the source of this 2483-nucleotide messenger RNA. RefSeq lists its product as uncharacterized. The record is from RefSeq and is a predicted model, not a curated record. NCBI's taxonomy places the organism in Eukaryota, Fungi, Ascomycota, Dothideomycetes, Eremomycetales, Eremomycetaceae. The coding region runs from base 230 to 2173 and encodes 647 amino acids. The transcript is spliced from 2 exons.
CCUUUCAUCCGUGGAUACAUUAACCAUCCGAUUGCUUUCCGACCGUCCACACUUCAACCACAUGCUCUAAUAAUAUCCGAUCCGGGUGCGGGGCCAGAACGUAUAUCUUUACCUUCUUCGACCCCCCUCGACGACCUAUAUCGCUCUCGCUGUCCCUGCCACGCUCGAUUUGAGGACGAAGCCAGCGCGAGACAGGCUUCCGACCCGAAUUGUCUUCGUACUAUCCAACAUGGCGAUGGGCGGACGGACACGGGGAUUCUGUGUACUGUUAAGGAACCUGGUCCUCGCUGGACUGUUGUACUCGACACUACUCGGGAUCAUAUACGUCGCAGAGCAACCGAGGACCGUGACGACGAAGCUAGCGAUUCCGGCUCUGGUGGAAGGGCAGCGGCCGACGGGAGUCCUCAAGCUGGAAGAAGAGAAGGUGAAGGUUCAGCUAUCUUCACAGCCAACGCCCAUCACCUUUAAUCCUCAUGCGAACCUUUUCAAUCGCCCGAAGACCGCGGUCAAGCCGAACGAUGCCUUCUGGGGACCACGACCCGAUUUCGAUACCGAAGCAGACUUGGAUCUCCUCGUCGAAGCGUGCAGAGGGACAUAUACAGGACUGGAGAAGAUGAGGAACGUGUUCGACUGCUUGCACUUCCUGGCCGAGGAGCAGGAUCAGUAUUACACACUCCCAGCACCAUCGACGCGCGCAAGUGCUCAGGAUCCUCGAAAGGCCGAAUACCUCAAUGCUGAUGGCCACAACAACACGCUCAAGGCGUAUCCGGACCCAUCGUCGGUAACCAAAUCGACCAACGAGACCCUUGGCGAGUGUCCCGGUCCUAUCAUACCUUACCACGUCUACUGGACAGGUCCAGCCACAUGGCGUGUGGAAGUUUUUAUCAAAUCCUAUCUGUACACCCAGAAUCUCCCCUGCUCGCGGUUGUGGAUAUGGAUUGACGCGGAUCGGAAUCCGAACGGGGUCGAGAAGAUGUUGACGCAGGAUCCUCUGUUCUCAAAGUUCCUCCCCUUUGUCGAGCGCGGCGACAUCUCCCUGCAUGCGUGGAAUUUCCCUACCCGGAUCCCUCUCCCCCAACUUGACCAGAUCAAGGACGGUGUUCAGUACUACAAAUCUCCGGGGAAACCAAAUGCCAAAGGCGAGAUCGUGGUUGCCGACGGUAUCAUCGAGGACGCCGCUGGCCAGCAAUGGUUGGUCCUCACCGCGAAGCAAAUGACGUUCCUUCCGCAAGCCAUCUCCGAUGCGGUAAGAUUCGUUAUUCUACAUAAUCACGGCGGACUAUAUCUCGACAUGGAUGUUCUCAUCCUCCGCGACAUGCGUCCUCUCCUCCUACCAAAACAACACGAUUUUGCCGAGCGCUGGGCCGCCCACAGCCAUCCUGGCGAUUUCAAUACCGCAAUCCUCUCCCUCACCGCGAAUUCCAGCCUGAGCAGUUAUUUGUUGUACGGCGGAGUGCGCAUGGGGUUGAACUUCCACCCAAGAGUGAUUGGGAGGAUGGCAUGGAAAGAUGGCCGGGAUCAGGAACUGAAGAUGAUGGAAACCGCCGCGUUCGACCCGAUUUGGACCGAAUUCAAUUGGGACCGCGAGGGACGGUGCACGAUUCCUUGUGUCAAAGAUUACGGCGCCGUCUUCAAAGGAAAAGACGACGCCAUCAAGGAUGAGUGGGAGAGCUAUGACGGGUCUGAGUUGGAGCGCAUCGAAUUCCCGACCGCACAUUUUCCGGAAUUGAAUAAUCGGAGCCAUCUCGACAAUUCGACCGAGGUUAAUGAAGAGCAUGAAGAAACCGUGGAGCAGCGAAAUGGGGCGCCAGCACUUGAGCGGACAACUGAUGUGAACAAUGGCAGUGCCAGUGCACCGAUUGCCAUGCACGAUUGGUUCAGCAUAACUCCGGCCGAAGAAUCAGCACUCAGAGCCAGCGGUGCUAUCGCCGACUACCGGGUUGAACAAGACAAAUUUCCGCCAAAUAACCGAACGUUGGAGAACUUUUUCAAGGGGGCUUGGACGUAUCAUGUUCAUAAUCAGUGGAUGAAGCAUCCUGAACCGUCCUCUUGGAUUUCGAUCCUUCAAGAUGCUCACAACGACUUCUUCGACGGCUCGAGAACGAACUCCUACGGCGAGAAAUGGACCGGACCAACGCUUUUGCCAUACUAUCUUUGGCCCGAAUUCGCAUGAUACCUCUUGUUUCUCAGGGACUCGAAACCCCCUUCUCACCAAGCCCUUCUCACUGCCUCCCGGAGUCAGAGUUCUGUCAAUAUGUCAGUCUCCUUGUAUCGGUAUACAUCACGGCCUGGGACCUAUCGACCACGGCCAACGGAGUAUUAUUAUUCAUACGGGACUUAUCGCAUCCGAUGGAUGCCACGAGCGUUUUCCAUGACCGCAUCAACUGGCGUUUCUAGCGACGGACCCACGGCGUUUUUCGGCACGAAAUUCGAUUUCCACAAUCUGGAGUUCUUUUAUGUACCCUUGCAUCUGGCAAGGGCGU